AGGGGUGGAGUUCCAAAAAAAUAGAGAAAGCAAAGAAAAUGACAGCCUCCAUUCUCUUCACAAUAAACAUGGCCACCCCAAAUGUUUAUUGUUCGGCCCCAAGAACAAUAUCCCUAAAUAGAAACCGCCAAAUGACUCGCCGCCCUCGCCUGCAUGUCUCACCAUGCAACAACAAUAAGGCCCCCGCCGCCGCCGCCAACGAUGAUUGGAAGGUCGACAGAAGAAACCUGCUGGUGGGGCUCGGGGGCGUGUACGGAUAUGGGGCUUUGAAUCCGUUACUCGCCUCCGCAGACCCCAUCAACGGGCCCGACAUAUCAAGUUGUGGCCCGGCCGACCUUCCUGACAACGUCGAUAAGCUCACGAACUGCUGCCCCCCUGUGCCAGCAGGAAUCGUGGACUUCGAUAAGCUUCGGCAGCCACCGCGAUCCGCCCCUCUUCGUGUUAGACGGGCGGCUCAUCUGGUGGCCAAAGACGAAGCCUACAUGGACAAGUUCACCAAGGCGGUUGAAUUGAUGAAGGCCCUUCCAGACGACGAUCCCCGGAGCUUCCUUAACCAGGCUAAAAUCCACUGUGCCUACUGCUGCGGCGCUUAUGACCAGGCCGGUUUUCCGGACUUGGAGCUUCAAGUCCAUUUCUCGUGGCUCUUCCACCCCUUCCAUCGUUGCUACCUCUACUUCUUCGAGAGGAUAUUGGGGAAGCUCAUUGACGACCCCACAUUCGCUAUGCCCUUCUGGAACUGGGACCACCCGGACGGCAUGCAAAUGCCGUCCAUCUACAUCGCAGAUCAGAACUCCCCGCUCUACGACCGCUUUCGCAACUCAAAACACAUGCCACCCAACAUCGUUGAUUUCGACUAUGGCAUUGGAUCGGACUCAUCCAUUCUUGAUGCACAACAGCUGAUGUCUCAGAAUCUUACUAUAAUGUACCGUCAACUUGUGUCACUGGGGCCUACCGCCCGUAUGUUCCUUGGGAGCCCGUACCGUGCCGGGGAUGACCCUGGACCCGGUCUAGGAUCCCUAGAGUCUGUUCCACAUGGCAGCAUCCAUGCCUGGACCGGAGACCCGUCGCAGCCUAAUGGGGAGGAUAUGGGGUCUUUUUACACAUCUGGGAGGGACAUUAUCUUCCAUGCCCAUCACGGCAACAUCGACAGGAUGUGGGAGAUUUGGAAAACAUUAGGCGGGCGACGCCAAAAUUUCUCAGACCCAGACUGGCUUGAUUCUUCACUCCUCUUCUACGAUGAAAAUGCGCAAAUGGUCCGGAUCAAGGUGAGGGACUGCCUGGACACGAGAGACCUUGGGUACGUGUACCAAGACGUUGAGAUCCCGUGGCUAAACUCUCGUCCCACGCCACGGGCAUCCAACAAUAGGGUUCUGAGGAAAGCAAAGAAGUUUGCCGCAGAUGCAGGGACAGACACCCCUGCAGCAGCUGACAAGGUUUUUCCCCGGAGGCUCGACAAAGUUGUCAGGGCAACGGUGAGAAGGCCAACAAGAGGAAAACAUAAGAGAAACAAUGAAGAAGAAGAAGAAGAAGAAAUUCUUGUAAUCGAAGGGGUAGAGGUUGAGAAGGAUGUUUAUGUGAAGUUCGACGUGCUUGUUAACGAAGAAGACGAGGCGAUGGCCACGCCCAAGCACACCGAGUUUUGCGGGAGCUUCGUGAGCGUGCCACAUGGCGGUGAUCACCACCACCAUAAACAGCAGAAGAUGAUCAAGACUGAGAUGAGGUUAACCAUAACUGAACUAUUGGAGGAUUUGAAUGCGGAGAACGAUGACCAAAUUCUAGUGACUUUAGUGCCAAAGACGGGAUGUGAGGGUGUCAAGAUUGGUGGUCUCAAGAUCGUUUUUGAUUCUUGAUUUUACAUUAGCAUAAUAAGAUAUACUCCGUAUAAUUGUGAUCAAUUAAGUACGUUCUCGAAAUUUAACUUCUCUUGGGGAGUAGCAUUUCUUUUGAAUUCAUGCAUUUCAAUUCCAAAAUUUGAAUUCUUGAAUUUCAAAUUACAAGGGGAGGUAUAUGAAUUGAAAAUUGAGCUUUGUUAUGAGCUAGAGGAAUUUGACUCAAAAUCCAAAUCUAAAUUUUUUAAAUUUCCCAAACAAGGAAUUUGAGCCAAAUCUAGAUUUGAAAUCCAAAUCCAAUUUUCCAAACAUGCAAUUAAUUAAUUUCAUAAGU
This is a messenger RNA of Cuscuta campestris, 2163 nucleotides long. Lineage: Eukaryota; Viridiplantae; Streptophyta; Magnoliopsida; Solanales; Convolvulaceae. The record is from the annotation of a GenBank genome assembly.